Molecule: messenger RNA, 592 nt
Organism: Pseudogymnoascus destructans
Lineage: Eukaryota; Fungi; Ascomycota; Leotiomycetes; Thelebolales; Thelebolaceae
Exons: 2
Coding region: 146-592 (148 amino acids)
Source: RefSeq, a predicted model, not a curated record
GUGGGAAAGCCAACAUUUCUACCAGUCCGCCCAGUGGAUAUCCAGCAAUGUAUGGGGUUUUCAAUUGUCGCCCAGCGAGGGGCAGCCUCGGGCUGGCAUAAGGAUCAGAACGGAGUUUCUACCGUGUUAACACUUGAGGGACACAAUGACAACAGCAAGCCAGAAGACGUCGUUAAAUACUGGCCAGUGUUUCCAAUUAACCGCUUUGGGCCAGAAGGCAUUUCAAAAUGGCUUCAUGGAGCAUGGUGAGAACUGGCGACCAGAACUACAAGGGCCACAAAUACCAGUCAUUGCACUAGUGUGUGGGGAUACUCUUAUUCAACCACCUGGUACUAUACAUGCCCCUAUAACCCUCACUGAUUGCAUGUUUACUGGUACAAUGGUUUGGCGAGAACGAGAUUUGAAACUUUCUUUGACAGAAUGGCUUUUCCUCGCAAACAAUGGCAGUUGUACAAACGAACAUUUACCGCAGCAAACUCCAGAAAUCUUACAAUACUUACUGCCUCGGGUAAAACUUGAGCCGGAAAAGUUUGGGUAUGCGGUUGAAGAGCUCCCACAGCUCGAAGAGACCUCUACCGAAGAGGAGGCAUAA